This is a messenger RNA of Vitis riparia (riverbank grape), 1880 nucleotides long. RefSeq lists its product as uncharacterized. The record is from RefSeq and is a predicted model, not a curated record. Gene Ontology annotation, biological process: UDP biosynthetic process. Gene Ontology annotation, cellular component: cytoplasm. Lineage: Eukaryota; Viridiplantae; Streptophyta; Magnoliopsida; Vitales; Vitaceae. The transcript is spliced from 7 exons. The coding region runs from base 201 to 1715 and encodes 504 amino acids. Gene Ontology annotation, molecular function: UMP kinase activity.
CUUGACGGAAGCGUUACAUUUCGUAACGAUACGGUCACGGCAAAUAAACACCGUCUAGAUUUAUAACGCAAAGGCCAAACGAUCCGUCACCAGAGCUUAACGUCGUCUAAUCCUCACUUCUCCCUCUCUCUCCUUCUCUGGUUUGAAACCCUAACCCUAACCCUAACCCUAGUCUUAACCUUAGCUUUAAUCCCUCUGUCAUGGCAUCAUGCAAUGACGACUUCCCUCUAAUUGAAGAUGAUGGCCCCCACCACGCGCUCACGCACCACCACCAUCAUCAUCACCAGCAGCAGCAGCACCAGGUGUUUCCCAGUGCCAGCACCGAGAAAGUCUCCGGGGCCGGAGAUUCCGACGCCGACGCCGAUUCCGGAGGCGCCGCUUUCUACUCUCAGGCCCACGACGUCAACCCCUUUGCCGUUGUCGCUGCCGCCGAGGAGUCCGAUCCGGCCAAGUCCGGUGCCUCAACUCCGAAUGGUAAGCGGAAUCCUUACUACUACAAGAAAUUAAAGCCCAGCGGUGCCUCUGAGUCCGGCAGCGGGGAGUACCGGGUGGAUUACCGGAAAGACCGGGAGGAGUGGAGCGACUCAGCCAUUUCGUGUCUCCUGGAGGCCUAUACGGAGAAGUUUACGCAGCUGAAUCGGGGGAAUCUUCGGGGUAGGGAUUGGGAGGAGGUUGCAGAGAUUGUUAGUGAGAGGUGUGAUAAGCAAAAAUCAUGUAAGAGUGUGGAACAAUGCAAAAACAAGAUCGAUAACUUAAAGAAGAGGUACAAGGUAGAAUUGCAGAGGAUGAAUAGUGGGGGUUUGCCGGUGAGUCACUGGCAUUGGUUCAAGAAGAUUGAGGCCAUUGUUGGGAAUUCUCCAUCGUUUAAGACUGGUUCAGAUGAGGAUAGGUCUGGUGGAGCUUCGUCUUAUAUGCUCAGGCAAUCAAAGAGAUAUGCACCUAGCACCGUUACUUUUGCAAACAACAUGAAACCCAAAACAUUGUCAAAUCCAAAAUGGCGGAGGGUGGUGUUUAAAAUUAGUGGUGCUGCGUUAGCUGGAAACUGUCAGAACAUUGAUCCGAAGGUGGCAAUGCAGAUUGCUAGGGAGGUGACAACAGCUUGCCGCCUUGGUGUAGAGGUGGCAAUUGUUGUUGGAGGUCGUAACUUCUUUUGUGGGGACUCAUGGGUAUCUGCUACUGGUCUAGAUAGACCUACAGCAUACCAAAUUGGCAUGAUGGCAACUGUUAUGAACUCCAUAUUGCUUCAAUCAGCUUUAGAGAAGUUAGGUGUUCAGACGCGUGUGCAAAGUGCAUUUCCAACACCAGAGGUUGCAGAACCAUAUAGCAGGCAACGGGCCAUUAGGCAUCUUGAGAAAGGAAGAGUAGUCAUAUUUGGCGGCAUUGGUGCAGGCACUGGAAAUCCUCUCUUCACCACUGAUACAGCAGCAGCUCUGAGAGCUUCUGAGAUUAAUGCGGAUGCAGUCCUUAAAGGUACAAAUGUAAACGGUAUCUAUGAUUGCCAUUCUGCUAAUGACAAUGUGGUGCUGGAUCACCUCUCCUUCAGAGAGGUGGCUUCCAGAGGCAUUUCCUCCAUGGACAUGAUGGCGAUAACAUAUUGUGAAGAGAAUGGAAUUCCUGUUGUGAUCUUUAACCUGCUUGAGCCGGGGAACAUUUCAAGAGCCUUAUGUGGAGACCAAGUUGGCACCUUGAUGGAUCAAGCAGGAAGAAUUAGUUGAUGCAUAUAGAUAUGGCCUCUGGUGGAUCGAUGCAUGCUUUCAUACGCAUAUUCUCCUCCCUUUUUUCUAUGUAUAUUCCUCUUUCUAGGUAGUUGUGGUCUUUAACCCCUUCUACCUGAGAUGCUGCAACUGUUACAUGGAGUCAGAAGUUGGAACUUUGAUUGA